Molecule: messenger RNA, 1218 nt
Organism: Cercospora beticola
Lineage: Eukaryota; Fungi; Ascomycota; Dothideomycetes; Mycosphaerellales; Mycosphaerellaceae
Product: ribonuclease P protein subunit p40
Biological process (GO): endonucleolytic cleavage in ITS1 to separate SSU-rRNA from 5.8S rRNA and LSU-rRNA from tricistronic rRNA transcript (SSU-rRNA, 5.8S rRNA, LSU-rRNA); tRNA 5'-leader removal; tRNA 3'-end processing
Cellular component (GO): ribonuclease MRP complex; multimeric ribonuclease P complex
Molecular function (GO): ribonuclease MRP activity; ribonuclease P activity
Source: RefSeq, a predicted model, not a curated record
CGUCACAAACUGCAGCUUCCACUUACGUGACGAAUGGAGUCAAGAAAUCAGUAGGUGCGGCUGGAUUCAGCCCUCUCUCGCUACCAGGAGAUGCUCGACAUUGGGACAAAGGACGGUGGCAAUCCACGAUGUCUGGUCACCACGAGCACCGUCUCCAACUACAUCGACCAUGCCCGGCCCCCCACGAAAAAGCGACCGUUCACGACAAUACAGGGCCAAACAUUUUCUCACACACUGGACCUCGUGUUGCCGGAGCCAGCAGCCACGUCACUUCACGAUGCCUUGAAAGCUCUUUCUGCAACGCAGUUGACUUACGCCAAGGUGAACAUGAAAUUGCAUGAUCUGAUCUCUGGUGACUUCUUCAACACUUACAUCAAGCGGCCCGGCUCCAACAUCCUCAUGUUGUCUGAAGGACGUGCUGGAGUGGACAACAUCUAUUCGCUGAAGAAUGGGACCCUCAAAUUGGAACUCGACAAAGCCACAUUCGAGAAGUCGGGUUUACAGGGUCAAGCAAUUCCAACACAAGGACGCAAGCAUGUUCAAGCACGAUACGCCAUUGAGAUCGAUCUUCGACAAGCUAGCAUGGUCCACGGAAAGCGAGGUUUCGAGCGACUUGUCUGGCUAACAAAGAAUGUCCUCGACCAGGCUGUGGCUUGGCUUUUCGUUGACCUUGAAGUGGAUGGCGAAAAAGCCAUUGAAGGGCCUGUUGUCGCCUUUGCACCAAUUCUGCGCCGUACUGGGGCGGAUGUGAAAAAUAUUCAAGGCGCACUGGUCCCCACGUGGCCGACAGAACUGAGCAGUGAAAAUUAUGCGGACGCUGCAGAACUGUUGGAAUGGAUCAGCCUGGCAACGUUGCUAUCCUCACGCGUCAAGCACGGCGAUGACGUUGAUUCCUACUUGUGCAGAUAUCAGCCGCCUUCAGGCUCAGGCGAGGCGAAGGCGCAAGGUUUGGUGAGACUCAGGUGGCACGGACUGGUGGAUCCUACCUUCACGCAGAAGGUGUUGCUCUCCGCUCUCAAAAUCGUCGGAGACCAGUGGCUGGCAAUGACGGCAACAUCGUUCAAUGCUGAGGAAUAUACAAUCCUCAUUCACCGCGGUAUUUGCGUAACGUGGCAAUACCAAGGGUGAGAUGUCGGCCACUACUGCGAGCUUGGGUGCAUAAAGCAAGCAGUCACAAGCUGAAGCUAAAGCUAAAGCUGCUGCCGGUUCAGCAAGAGU